This is a messenger RNA of Mycena indigotica, 483 nucleotides long. RefSeq lists its product as uncharacterized. The transcript has 4 exons. The coding region runs from base 28 to 483 and encodes 151 amino acids. The record is from RefSeq and is a predicted model, not a curated record. Lineage: Eukaryota; Fungi; Basidiomycota; Agaricomycetes; Agaricales; Mycenaceae.
AAAUUUUCUGGCAGCAGCAACACCAUCAUGAUGCUCGAAGAUUUGCUCAAAGAGUUCCCUGCCCUCCCUGAAGAAGACACGGAACCACUUCUGCCCCCACCUCUGCCACAUUCUGAAGCUGGGUACUUCUACGGCUAUAAAAUCAUGGAUGACUUUGACCGAAAGAACACAACUCACCUUGAACGUGUCUACCAGAUCGACUGUGCGCCGAGCAUGAAGAAUCUUGCUCAGCUCAUCAUGGAGCGAAAUACUAUCCUGGUCCUUGUUGCGGUCUACAGCACCGAAGCGAAGGCCGUCGUCGGCUGCGAAAGCGGAACGGAGCGUAUUCCCAAUAAAAUCCUUAGAGAGAAACUGGAGAAAGAAUUUGGCGUCACGGAGGGUCCGCAGUGGCAUCUGGAUGACGGGACCUUUUUCUGGGCCUCCGGUGCUGCCGAGCGUUUUCGGUACUGUUGGAGGCGACCAGUCAUGCCGAUGCCGAAAUAG